This is a messenger RNA of Lolium perenne, 666 nucleotides long. RefSeq lists its product as uncharacterized. Lineage: Eukaryota; Viridiplantae; Streptophyta; Magnoliopsida; Poales; Poaceae. The record is from RefSeq and is a predicted model, not a curated record.
AUGGUUCCGAUGCGUAAGUACCACUGGGUCAGGUGGGAAGCGCUCUGCAAACUAAAGUCCUUGGGGGUACUAGGCAUCAUCGACACGAGGCUCAUGAACAUAUGUCUCAUGACCAAGUGGAUUUGGAAGCUCUAUGUUGGGGAGCAAGGGUUCUGGACGGAUAUUCUCCGGUACAAAUACCUCAGGUCAAAGGACCUCCUGGUAGACUCCCACAGACCGGGGUCCCAGUUCUGGAACUCCAUCCAAAAAGUUAAAUCUAUGUUUUCGCAGGGAGUGAAACACCAAGUGCGGAAUGGGGAGUCCACCCACUUCUGGGACGAUUGGUGGCAAGGGCAGGGGCCCUUCAAGGACCGCUACCCCACCCUCUACGACAUUGCGGCAGACCCACACGUCACGGUGUCCGGCUGCUGCUCCACCGAGGGAUGGCAUAUUGACUUCCCCCGAGGCUUGGGAGCCCACGAGCGGGUCGAUCUGAACACCAUCCUUGCUGGGGUUAUGGGCUUCCAUCUUUCGGAGGGACAUGACGUUAUCUCCUGGGUGCUUGAACCAUCUGGGAAGUUUUCGGUAUGGAAUCCAGUGGUUAGGAGACGAGACCGGGAGGCGCUGGAGCAGGUGAUUGGUAGGCUUCGCACGCUUCAUGCCAGCAUCAGGAACGGCGUGGACUGA